AUGGGCCUGCUGAGUAUCAUCAAGAAGCAGAAGCUCAAAGAUCGCGAGUGCAGAUGUCUAGUUUUGGGCUUGGAUAACUCUGGCAAAUCCACUGUGGUGGAUUGGAUCCUAGCCACGUACAAGAAUCGACCGCGCCAGUCGAUUACACCGACAGUGGGCUUCCAGAUCCAUACGGUUCCCUUCCGGGGCCACAGCGUGCAGUUGUGGGAUGUAGGCGGGCAGUCAACGCUUCGCCCGUACUGGGACAACUACUUUGACAAGACGGACGUGCUGUUGUGGGUGGUGGACGCAGCGGCGAUAGCGCGGCUGGAGGAGUCGAUGGGCGAGUUGACAACGAUACUGCGGAACCGCGACCGGCUAGGGUACAAUUGUCGGAUCGUCGUGCUGCUGAACAAGAAGGACCUGGCUGCGGAGCUGCCAACGGUGCUGGAGAGGCUGCAGCGGGACCUGGUGCGGGAGUGGAGACUGGAAAACGUGCCGAUCGAGGUGCGGGCCUCGAAUGCGCUGGACGGGGAAGGUCUGGCGACACUGCUGCCACUGGUUGUGUGGGGGCGCGAGGAGCCCGUAGAGGGACAGCCGCCAGCGGCCACGUGA
Molecule: messenger RNA, 594 nt
Organism: Lachancea dasiensis
Lineage: Eukaryota; Fungi; Ascomycota; Saccharomycetes; Saccharomycetales; Saccharomycetaceae
Source: the annotation of a GenBank genome assembly